Molecule: messenger RNA, 1613 nt
Organism: Neomonachus schauinslandi (Hawaiian monk seal)
Lineage: Eukaryota; Metazoa; Chordata; Mammalia; Carnivora; Phocidae
Gene: C14H18orf54
Product: chromosome 14 C18orf54 homolog
Exons: 7
Coding region: 1-1599 (532 amino acids)
Molecular function (GO): nucleic acid binding
Source: RefSeq, a predicted model, not a curated record
AUGGCAAAAUCAAUUACAAAACACAGAGUUUGUUCUCGGCAAUCUUCAGUAUCUUCUCUGUUAGCAAGCUGCAGCCUGAGUGGUAGUAAUUCCUCUAACUCUGAUGGCUCUUUUCAGUAUAAGGAUAAACUGUAUAGUUCUGCAUCUCAGGCUCUACAGGCCUAUAUUGAUGAUUUUGAUUUAAGCCAAAUGUAUCCUGGUGCAAGCACUGGAAAGAUUAACAUUGAAAGAUGUUCCACUAAUAUGCCAGAAUUCUCCAACUAUAUUUAUAAACCAAAGAAUGCUUUUGAAAAUCUUGAUCCCAAAAAAUGCUCCUCUUCAUCCUGUAGAAGAAAGACUGUUAAUGACAUAGACUCCAUUAGCCUAACAACUGAUGAUCUAUUAAAACUUCCAGCAGAUGGAUCAUUUUCUUUAACUUGCAUUGGAUCAAGUCACCGAAUUAGCAAGAAAAACAAGAAAGGCAUUCGAAGACUGAGUUCCUCGGAUACUGAAAAGAAUCAAAAUUUUCGAGAACCUUCCACUCCCAUGUGCAAAGAUAACUUAGUUACUCCUGUUGUAUACACAAAUAUAAAUGGAAAGCAACGUGGUAGGCUAAAAAAAACAAAACUUGUGAAUAAGACUAAUAAGUGGGUUUCUGAACCAUCUUUAUCAUUUUCCAAGAAGUUGUCUUUCAAAGACAGUUCAGAACACAAACUUGAAAAGAAUUAUCCAAGAUGGCUCACUAGCCAGAAAUCUGACCUUAAUGUUUCAGGAAUAACUAGUCUACCUGAUUUCACAUACCCAGUCUGGCUCCACCAUCAAGACUUGCUACCUGAUACAAAUAGUCAAAGGAUUUCUAAAAUAUUUAAAGAAGAUCAUUGUUCCCCUAGACAUAGUUACCAGGCACAAAGAACUUCUCGACUUAUGAAUAAAUUAGACAGUUUUGAAUAUUCUUUUGAACCCUCAAACAUUUCAGACUCCUUGAGUGAUGAUAAAGGAUUAGUUAAUGAAUAUAAAUGUGAUUCUGAACAUAGCCAGUGUCAAUGUGAGAAUCCAGUUCUCCCAGGACAAACCAAAAAGCCAUUCAGUGGUGACAAAAUUGAAUUGCUUAUCCUGAAGGCCAAGAGAAAUCUAGAGCAUUGUACUAAAGAGUUACCGAAGUCUACAAAGAAGGAUGAUAGUCCUUGUUCAUUAGAUAAACUUGAAGCAGAAAGAUCAUGGGAAAAUAUUCCUGUUACUUUCAAAUCUCCUGUUCCUGUUAAUUCUGAUGAUAGUCCUCAACAAACUUCAAGGGCAAAGUGUGCUAAAGGGUUCCUUGAAGAUUUUUUAAAUAAUGAUAAUCAGAGCUGUACCCUUUCUGGAGGGAAACAUCAUGGUCCUGUUGAAGCACUGAAACAAAUGUUAUUUAAUCUUCAAGCAGUACAAGAAAGUUUUAAUCAGAAUAAAACAGCAGAACUGAAAGAAGAGAUUAAGCAAGUUUCAGAAGAUAAUUUCUCUAAAUCACAGUUGAAGGAAAGUAUGGUUCCUAUUACUAGUUCACUUCAAAAGGCUUUGCACCAUUUAUCCCGCCUGAGAGACCUGGUUGAUGAUACCAGUGGGAAACAGUCGCCGAAAAUGUGAAGAGGAAAAAAAAA